AGGAAAACUACGAUCGCCCUGAAGAUAAUCAAAAAUGUGGAUAAAUACCGGGAAGCUGCGAAGCUGGAGAUAAACGUUUUGAAAACCAUUUUGAAGAGUGGCUCUGACGGGGCAAGGAUGUGUGUAAGAAUGCUGGACUGGUUUGAUUAUCAUGGCCACAUGUGUAUUUGCUUUGAAAUGCUGGGACUCUCUGUGUUCGACUUCUUGAAAGAGAACAAUUAUCAUCCGUACCCGUUGUACCAAGUGAGACACAUGGCUUACCAGCUGUGCGAAGCAGUGAAUUUUUUGCACGAGAGGAAGCUCACGCACACGGACUUAAAGCCGGAAAACAUCCUCUUUCUCAAUUCCGACUACGACAUUGUGCGAUCCGGCAGAAAAAGAGAAAGCAAAGUGGUGAAGCAGUCGUGGAUCAAACUGAUCGAUUUCGGAUCAGCGACGUUCGACGACGAGUACCACUCGACUAUUGUUUCAACGAGGCAUUACCGAGCUCCUGAAGUUAUUCUGGGUUAG
Molecule: messenger RNA, 510 nt
Organism: Notodromas monacha
Lineage: Eukaryota; Metazoa; Arthropoda; Ostracoda; Podocopida; Cyprididae
Source: the annotation of a GenBank genome assembly